This is a messenger RNA of Cinclus cinclus, 1623 nucleotides long. RefSeq names its product glycoprotein-N-acetylgalactosamine 3-beta-galactosyltransferase 1-like. The record is from RefSeq and is a predicted model, not a curated record. Lineage: Eukaryota; Metazoa; Chordata; Aves; Passeriformes; Cinclidae. Gene Ontology annotation, molecular function: N-acetylgalactosaminide beta-1,3-galactosyltransferase activity. Gene Ontology annotation, cellular component: membrane.
AUGCCCCCCAGAAUUGUGGCUCUCUCCCUGCUGGGCUCGGCAGCCAAUCAGAAUCAGGGCGGGGCCGGGGGCUCGCCCGUCCUCGGCCAAUGGGAGCGUGGAGGGGGGGGGGAGCGGAGUCCCCGAGACCCUCGAGCGGACCGGGACCACCGGGACCGCCACAGCCCUCGGGGACAGUGGUGCCACCGGCACCCCGGGCACCGACGGGAGUCACGGGAACCCGCGGAGCCACCAGGAGCCCCAGAUCCGGUGGUGCCCCCAGGGCGAGCAGAGCCACCAGGACCCCCAAACCAACCAGGGACCGACAGACACCGUGAGGCCGCAGCCGGUACCCCCAUACCAGAACUCCCACCCCCACCGUUGUGUUCCCCGUCCCUCACCCCCGCUGGCCCCACCCACCACAAGGGGCUGAAAAUAAUCCAGGAGUUCGGGGACGGUGUCCCCAUGCUGCUCCUGGGCCUGCAGAGCUCCUGGCUGCCCUUCCACGGGGGCGUCUUGGUGGGCUUCAUCACCACCUUCCUCCUCCUCCACAUCCUCCUGCUGCCCCAGCCUGUGCCUGCCCCCAUCCGGGACCCCCAGGUGGCCAAUGCUCCCCCUGGGACGCCCUCAUCCCCCGCGCUCUACGGCGUGGCCCCAUCGGACACUGCAGGCGAGGACGCAGGGGUGGCACGGGGGCUGUUCCAGCAGGUCCGGGUGCUGUGCUGGGUGAUGACGGCACCCCAAAACCUGGAGACCAAGGCCCAGCACGUGCGGGACACUUGGGCACGGCACUGCAACGUGGCCCUGUUCAUGAGCUCGGAGCCUGCCCCCCACUUCCCGGCCGUGGGGCUGGGGGUUCCCGAAGGCCGGGGGCAGCUCUACUGGAAAACCAUCGGGGCUCUCCAGUGCGUGCAGCGGCACCACCGUGCCCACGCAGACUGGUUCCUCAAGGCCGACGACGACACCUUUGUGGUGCUGGACAACCUGCGCUGGCUGCUGGCCACACACUCGCCCCAGCGGCCCCUCUACUUUGGGAAACGCUUCCGGCCCUUCACACGCCAGGGCUACAUGAGCGGCGGGGCUGGCUACGUGCUCAGCCAGGCAGCCCUGGCCCGUGUGGCCACUGCCUUUGCCAGUGGCACCUGCACCCACACGGGCCCCGAAGAGGAUGUGGCACUGGGGCAGUGCCUGGAGCGCCUGGGGGUGGUCGUGGGGGAUUCACGGGAUACGUGGGGCCGGGAGACCUUUCACCCCUUCCCACCUGAGAUCCACCUCACUCACCGCUUCGCCCGGGACUUCUGGUACCAGCGUUACUGCUGGUACCCCGUCGUGGAGGGUCCCCAGUGCUGCUCAGACCUGGCCGUGUCCUUCCACUACGUGGCAGGGGAGGAGAUGUACACGCUGGAGUACCUGAGCCAGCGCCUGCGCCCCUACGGCUACAGACCCCGCUACCGACCCCCGAGCCCCCCCGCGGCCCCCAACUUCACCUGGACCCCCGCGGACCCCAACGCCACCAUCCGGAGCCACCCAGGUCCCCAAGCAUCCAAAGCCCCCAAGCCCUGGCACCCCCCCGGGGUGAAGGUGGCCCCAGAUUUGGGGGUUUCCUACAGUGGGGUGCACCCGGGGGAGGGGAGGCCCCCAUAG